Molecule: messenger RNA, 1986 nt
Organism: Myotis davidii
Lineage: Eukaryota; Metazoa; Chordata; Mammalia; Chiroptera; Vespertilionidae
Gene: TGOLN2
Product: trans-golgi network protein 2
Exons: 4
Coding region: 71-1237 (388 amino acids)
Cellular component (GO): trans-Golgi network; trans-Golgi network transport vesicle; endosome
Source: RefSeq, a predicted model, not a curated record
CGGGGCUACGAGUACGGCGUCCGUGCGCGAUCUCGCGAGAGCAGCAGACGGCGGAAGUACAGUCUGCAGGAUGCGGUUCCUGGUUGCGUUGGUCCUCCUGAUGGUUGCAGCGGCGGAAGCCGAGGAGUCCACUUCUCCGUUACCCACUCAGAAGAGUAUAACGAAUACAGAAAGAGUCGCCACCCAGUUCUCCCCCAGCCUCCUGCCUCAGAAUAAUCCACAGGCUCCAACACAGCUCACGGCUGUCAGCUCUACUGGGUCAGACUCACAGCAACAGUCCACAGGAGACAACUCAAACCAGUCAAAUGAGGGCCACCAGUCCACGGGAGACAGUCCUGAUGAGUCGGAUAAGGACCACCAGUCCACGGGAAACAGGCCCGAUGAGUCGGAUAAGGACCGCCAGUCCACGGGAAACAGGCCCGAUGAGUCGGAUAAGGACCACCAGUCCACGGGAAACAGUCCUGACGAGUCUGAUAAGGACCACCAGUCCACGGGAAACAAUCCUGAUGAGUCGGAUAAGAACCACCAGUCCACGGGAAACAGUCCUGACAAGUUGGAUAAGGACCACCAGUCCACGGGAAACAGUCCUGAUGAGUCGGAUAAGGACCACCAGUCCACGGGAGACAGGCCCGAUGAGUCGGAUAAGGAGCACCAGUCCACGGGAGACAGGCCCGAUGAGUCGGAUAAGGAGCACCAGUCCACGGGAGACAGGCCCGAUGAGUCGGAUAAGGAGCACCAGUCCACGGGAGACAGGCCCGAUGAGUCGGAUAAGGACCACCAGUCCACGGGAAACAGGCCCGAUGAGUCGGAUAAGGACCACCAGUCCACGGGAGACAGGCCCGAUGAGUCGGAUAAGGACCACCAGUCCACGGGAAACAGUCCUGAUGAGUCAGACAAGGAGCACCUGUUCACGGAAAACAGUUCUGAACCUGAAGGGGGCUCUCCACCCAAAGAAGAGAAGGAAAUGCCUGGCCCUGCCUCUGGAGAGAACCUUGAAGGAACACUUUUGGAUUCCGUAAAUAGGAAGAAGGAUGACCUUUAUAAGGAGAAUCUUGGAAGUGCGGAGAGCAGUCACUUCUUUGCAUAUCUGGUGACUGCAGCCAUUCUUGUGGCUGUUCUCUAUAUUGCCUAUCACAACAAGCGGAAGAUUAUUGCUUUUGCCCUGGAAGGAAAAAAAUCCAAACCUACUCGGCGGCCUAAGGCCAGUGACUACCAGCUUUUGGACCAGAAGAUUUGAUCUUUCUGUUUUUGAGAACCUCGUCCUCCCUGCUGAUUUGUUUCUAAAUCAAGAUAAUGAAGAUAAAAGUACUGUGAACUAAGAGCUACCCUCUAGGGUUGGUGGCAAGUCCAGGCUGGCAGACAUGGGGGGUGGGGAGCAUGGCUUUGGUUUUUGCACCGGCACUUUAGUGACCCUGUGCUCCUUUGUUCCCAUUAUUUAUGCUGGUGUCUUCCGUCCUUUCCCCCACUUAGUAUGAGUAGAAGGAGCGAGCAGGUGGGAACCCAGUUUUGACCAAAUGGAGAUCCCAGCCCCUGGCAGGCUAGUGCUGCUGACCGCCCUGGGCGCCUUGGGCCUCAGCUCUAUCGUGAAAUUACCCCUAGAAAGUAGCAUUGCACUUGCCACUAUUUAUUUUUGCAGACCUAGGAGAAAACUCAACUGCUUGAGGUACUUUACACCAGGACCUCUUACUUUGGGGGGAUGUGCCGUACAAGAGAUCUACAAGGUGAAUGCUGAUGGGCAAAGAGCUACAUUGAACACAUAAUUCUUUUCAAAUGCUUCAGCAGUAAACCAAAACAAUAGCUUAAAAAAAUGCUUUACUGCCUGCAGGUUCAACCCAUCUAGCACAUUUUCAUAUUAUGUAAGACAAAGUGAGUCAGCUUCCAUUUGGUUGUACUGAGUAUAAAACUGAACUUGGGGCUCCUGGGAGUAGAGCUGUAAAGCCACUGUUCCCAUUGCAGAUUUUUAGAAAUAAAGUUGUGAUUAUUGAA